AUGUCGUCAACUACCAUCCGUCCCGUUACUAAGGAAGACGAGGCCAAGUGGCGAGAGUACUGGGCGGCCUACAACGAAUUCUACAAGCGCACUAUCUCGGAGGAGGUUACGGCAACGACGUUCUCGCGGUUCCUGGACGACAACGUGCAGAUGUUCUGCGCCGUGGCUGAGGACGAGUCGUCCAGGCAGAUCAUCGGCUUCGCGACCUGGUUCCCGCACAUGUCGACCUCGAAAAUCAACGGCGUUGUGUACCUGAACGAUCUAUUUGUGGACCCGAACAUCCGCUCCAAGGGCGUGGGCGGCAAGCUGAUCGACCACGUCUACGACCACGCCAAAAACGUGCUCGGGGCCGAGUCGGUGUACUGGCUCACCCAGCACUUCAACCACAGGGCUCAGCUGCUGUAUGUCAAGAAGGCAACCAAGUCCGAUUUUGUGCAUUAUUCGAAGAAUCUAUGA
Molecule: messenger RNA, 456 nt
Organism: Neoarthrinium moseri
Lineage: Eukaryota; Fungi; Ascomycota; Sordariomycetes; Amphisphaeriales; Apiosporaceae
Exons: 1
Coding region: 1-456 (151 amino acids)
Biological process (GO): protein acetylation
Cellular component (GO): cytoplasm
Molecular function (GO): N-acetyltransferase activity
Source: RefSeq, a predicted model, not a curated record